GCUCCGCUCACAACCGCAGCGCCCCGCCCCCGCGCUCUGGACCUGGGCAGGCGGUGGCCGCCCGGCCGCUCCCGGGGCCACAUGGCUGAGGGAGACGCAGGGAGCGACCAGAGGCAGAAUGAAGAAAUUGAAGCAAUGGCAGCUAUAUAUGGCGAGGAAUGGUGUGUCAUUGAUGACUGUGCCAAAAUAUUUUGUAUUAGAAUUAGCGACGAUAUAGAUGACCCCAAGUGGACACUUUGCUUGCAGGUGAUGCUACCGAAUGAAUACCCAGGUACAGCUCCACCUAUUUAUCAACUGAAUGCUCCUUGGCUUAAAGGGCAAGAACGUGCAGAUUUAUCGAAUAGCCUUGAGGAAAUAUACAUACAGAAUAUUGGUGAAAGUAUUCUUUAUCUGUGGGUGGAGAAAAUAAGAGAUGUCCUAAUUCAAAAAUCUCAGAUGACAGAACCAGGCCCAGACAUAAAGAAGAAAACUGAAGAGGAAGAUGUUGAAUGUGAAGAUGAUCUCAUUUUAGCAUGUCAACCAGAAAAUCCAGUUAAAGCACUGGAUUUUGAUGUCAGUGAAAAUCGAACAGAAAUAGAAGAAUUACCUCCGAUUGAUCAUGGCAUUCCUAUCACAGACCGAAGAAGUACUUUUCAGGCACACUUGGCUCCAGUAGUUUGUCCCAAACAGGUGAAAAUGGUUCUUGCCAAAUUGUAUGAGAAUAAGAAAAUUGCUAGUGCCACCCACAACAUCUAUGCGUACCGGUUACUUCCUGGUUCUGGGGCUGUGUUCCUGCUUUGGAGCUAUGGGGCACUCUUCAGGCUACUGGGACACACAGCUAUCGGAUGCUGCGUCAUUAUCUUCCUGGCAUGUGAGGAAAGGGACUGUGAGGAUGAUGGGGAAACAGCAGCUGGUGGGCGUCUUCUCCAUCUCAUGGAGAUUUUGAAUGUGAGAAAUGUCAUGGUGGUGGUAUCACGCUGGUAUGGAGGGAUUCUGCUAGGACCAGAUCGCUUCAAACAUAUUAACAACUGUGCCCGAAACAUUCUAGUGGAGAAGAACUACACAGGUUCACCGGAGGAAUCAUCUAAGGCUUUGGGAAAGAACAAAAAAGUAAGAAAAGACAAGAAGAGGAGUGAACAUUAAUACCCAACACUAUGUGAAAGGUUAACUUGCCUAUAAUUAUAUACAAAUUCCACAGUCAUCAAGGAAUAUAUUGUGCAGAGAGAGAAUCCUGGACUGUUCAAGUCAGCCCAUUCAUUGUGGACGCCAACAUUAUCUUUUCUUCUUUGGUUAUGUCAUCUGCCAAAAAUAGAGAACUUGUGAUAUUUUCAUGUGCGUUUCAGGCUGAUUCAGAAGGAUUAAUUUGAACUUAAUCACCACUUCAUCUAAUUUUAGAAAGGUAAUAGUUGCCCAGGGCAGUACCUGAAUUAACUGUCCAUUUCAGUACAUGUCAAGUGCCUUUGUUAGGUGGGGAAGAAGUAUCUCUAGAGAAAUAUAAAUACCUGAUUUCUUGUCGUUGGGAUUCUCAUUUUGUUAAAUGAAUAUUACCUUUUACUGCUCUUUAUGGCUUAUUGGAAUAGGGGCUCAUUGAAGACUGAUCUUAAGAGUUUCUUCUUGUGAUUUUAGUUCAUAAGUAUGUCACCCUUCAUUUUAUAGUGUUCAUGGAGUAAUGGAUUAAGUAAAAAUCCAGGAGUAUCCAUCUGCAGUUAUGUGCUGAAGUGAUUAUUCAUCUAACACAUCUGUUAGCAUAAGUGUUAUGCCUCAAUUUCUGUCACAGAUUGGUAAUUGUGAAAUUUCAAAAAGUGAUUUUCUAGUCGCUACUUUUUUUGUUUAAUUCUUGUACUGUUAAGCAAUAAAUAUGGUGUGCUAGUAGUUUCCUCCCACUGCGCUGAAAUGUGUUGGUGUGAUAUUCUAGUUUCUUUUAACAACCUGGAAGUACCUUUCUUGUGAUCUUCAUUGAGAAGUUAGAUCACAAGAUGUGGCUAAUGGGUCAUUUAUGGAAUGGGGUAGACAGAACACCACUGGUGUAGGGUGAGAGAAUGUUGUGUAGUUCUGUAAAUGUGAUGCACGUUUCCCAUACACACUCCAGCUAUCUUUCUCAACUCCAUGACUUUGUGGAGAGAAGGAACAAAUCUUUGAUUGGAAAAACAGAAAAAAUCCCUCUGUUUUUCCAUUCUUAUCAAAUCUUCCUUUUAUCAGUGUUUUAUAAAAGUUCCUUCUUUCAUCUGCAAGUUGUGCAAUUUACCUCUAGGCAUCUAGACAAUAAAUUUAUCUCUGAGAUAUAACAAGUCACUAACUGUUCCCUUUUAGAUAAUGAUUGCAAACAAUUAUUAAAAAUUGUUAAUUGGUCACAGAUUUGCCUGAGAUUCCCUUCCAAAGAAAGGGAACAGGAAUAAGGAAACAAUUUGGGAUAGUGCUGGAGCAUGGAAAACAUCAGAGAAAAGUGAACACAGAUUUUUCUUCCUAUUCUCUGAUGUCUUCCCUUUAAGAGAUUCUACAUCCUGACUUGGUAUUUUUAAUAAUAAUCCAAUAAACAGCUUUACACUAGGAUGGAUUCUGAGAAGUAAAAUCUAAAUUAUAUUUGUUGUUAAGUGUGUUUAAUUGUUGUAACCUAUAUUUAUUUAAAACACUUACCUGAGAUUCCAUGAAAAAAUUAAGUAUGUUUUAUGUAUUAACUGUUAAGAUUACUAAAGAACUUAAAGAUCAUUAAUUAACAUUAAAAUAAUUUCACAAUUUUGGCAUGGAAGAAGAUAUAAAACAGUAAGAUUGGUGCUACAGAAAAAUGAGUUAAUUUUUCAGCAACACCAAAUUUGAAUUUCCUUCUAGCUGUUUUAUCUAACAUUUAUUUAGGACUUUACAGAAAACCUUUUUAACUCUGAUCCCAUUUUCCCUUAUUAAAAAAAUAUAUUUUCGCGUCUUUCUUUUUUUAACCACAUUUUCCAGACUGAAAAAACCUAAUAUCCUUUGCCCAAAGUCAGCUAGUAAAAAGGAGAGACCCAAAAGUCUCCAUUCUGGAACCUGAGUUAUUUUACACUCUACAUUACGGACCCCAGCUAGUUAUAGUAUCUUUUUGUCUUUUUAAAAUUUCUCUCGAUUAGAGGGUUUUCAAAUUCUCCAAAUAAUAAUUUUCUAUAGCCAGAUCUAUGCUAUGGCAUAUUUUAUAGUAUAUUGAGUUAGUUAAAGGUAUUCUCCAUAUGCCAGUUUGUAAGGGCAAGUAGCAUCUACUUUUUAAAUGGGAAUAGCAGUGUGAUUUGGAGGUAUAUAUCAUGAAACAGAGCCUAUUUGAAGAGAAAUUAUAUCAAACUAAUCACAACCAAGAAAGAAUAGCAUGUAGCAGAUACUGUUUGGAAAGCAGGUAAAAUUUAUUGCAAAAAUUGUAUAGUCACCUGUAAUUCCACUGUCUAGAGAUAACCAUUAUUAACAUUUGGUAUGUACAUCCUUCUAUUUUUUUCCUAUGCAUGAUUUUGUAUAUAUGGCUAUUUUUCUUUCCAUAAAAAUGGUAUUAAACUGUAUAUACUGUUUUGUAUCCUGCAUAUUUCAUAUAGAAGUAUAUUGUUAACAUUUUCCCAUGUCAAUAAAUAUUCUUCUAUGGCUUAA
Hippopotamus amphibius kiboko is the source of this 3576-nucleotide messenger RNA. RefSeq names its product impact RWD domain protein (gene IMPACT). Bases 82 to 1122 code for a protein of 346 amino acids. The record is from RefSeq and is a predicted model, not a curated record. The transcript is spliced from 12 exons. Lineage: Eukaryota; Metazoa; Chordata; Mammalia; Artiodactyla; Hippopotamidae. Gene Ontology annotation, cellular component: cytoplasm. Gene Ontology annotation, biological process: regulation of translational initiation. Gene Ontology annotation, molecular function: protein binding.